UUGUGGGGUUACUGUAGUUAGGUGUGUGAGGCAACGCAAGUGACGUAGAGACAGUUUGGCCUCGUGAGUUGCCGUAAUUUUUGCGUGGGAUUCGGUGUCCAGAGGUGCCGAAGGGUUUAACUCUGAUCGUGUAACAAUUCAUUAUGGAAACGCUUUUGACAAAGGUCGCUCAAAGAAAAAUGUAUGAGGAGUAACGAAGUUUUCAACAAGAAUUAGAAUGGACAGCCUUUGUGGAGAGGGAGGCUUCUGCUGUGUGUGGAAAUUCACAGAUGGUGAGGAUGGCAAAGCAUUCGUACUCGACGUUGCCAAUCAACACUUAGCCAACUUUGCAUCAAGACAAGAUAAUCAAACAAAUAAAAGACACGCCUUUGUCGGCAAGAACUGUUCACCAUCCUACCAGCGUGAUGGCAAAUCUAAUUGAAUUAUGUUCAUGAUUAAUUGACGGAAAUCUCAACGCCUCCGUGAAGAUUAAAAUGAGGAUGUACGAAACAAGACUAUCAAACCAUUUGCAAAACCGGGAAGCACCUGAAGUCGCAUUCAUGGCACGCUCUCUGCAGUCCACCGGACCCUCUUGUGAACGUCUACCCACAUUGAAGGACAGAGAAAAAGCCAAAAGCCAAAGUGAUUUCCCUACAAGCACAGACAAAGAACAAAGGCUCACAUACUCCCUUUGUUUUUGUUCAAGCCGUCUAAGAAAGCUCUUUGCAGUUUCAUUCUCAGUUCCUUCCGCACUGUUGGGGUCGCGAACGCAGCAACUGCAUUCCACUGCAGGAACGCUGAGAGAGCGAGGAAGGAAAAGAGUAAGGGUCAAAAAGAGUGACCUGGGAUAGUUGGUGAAGUUGUGUCCGAACUGGAAGCUGAGAGAAGAGAUGCUUGAAGAUGACUGUUGUCUGAAGAAUACUGUGGCUAUCCUUUAAGACUUUGAACAACUCACCUCUUUUAAGUCAAAGGGGUAUUAUUGGAUGCAGAAUUAGUCCUUCAAAAUGAGCCUGCGAGGGGGCUUGGGCUGUUGCUUUUGGCUGUUGCUGGUUGGUUGUUGUUUGUCCAUCUCCUGGGCAGCCAAACCCAGAAUGCCCGGCCACACGCACCUCAACUCAAUUCGCAUUGACGGGGACAUAUCUUUGGGUGGGCUUUUCCCGGUGCAUGCAAGGGGAAAUGAGGGGAAAGCAUGUGGUGAGCUAAAGAAGGAGAAGGGGAUCCACAGGUUGGAGGCCAUGUUGUUCGCUUUGGACCGCAUCAAUAAUGACAAUGAGCUGCUGCCCAACAUCACUUUGGGCGCUCGCAUUCUGGACACUUGCUCCCGAGACACUCACGCUCUGGAGCAGUCGUUGACGUUUGUACAGGCGCUGAUUGAGAAGGACUCAACGGAUGUCAAGUGCCUCAGCGGGGGGCCGCCCAUCAUCACAAAGCCAGAGCGAGUGGUCGGCGUGAUCGGCGCAUCCGCGAGCUCCGUGUCAAUCAUGGUGGCCAACAUACUACGUCUCUUCAAGAUCCCUCAGGUGAGCUACGCCUCCACAGCUCCAGAACUGAGCGACAACACGCGUUACGACUUCUUCUCUCGGGUGGUGCCGCCUGACACCUACCAGGCUCAGGCCAUGGUGGACAUCGUCAAAGCCAUGCGCUGGAACUACGUCUCCACUGUGGCGUCUGAGGGAAACUACGGGGAAAGCGGCGUGGACGCAUUCAUUCAAAAGUCUCGAGAGGACGGUGUCCUGUGCAUUUCCCAGUCUGUGAAAAUUCCACGAGAACCAAAAGCCGGGGAGUUUGACAAGGUCAUUCGUAGGCUGAGUGAGAACCCCAACGCCCGGGUGGUCAUUAUAUUUGCCAACGAAGAUGACAUCAGGCGGCUCCUCCAAGCGGCAAAGAAGGCCAAUCAGACGGGCCAUUUUAUCUGGGUAGGAUCAGACAGCUGGGGGUCCAAAAUCUCCCCAAUACUGAACCAGGAAGAGAUGGCUGAGGGUGCUGUAACCAUCCUGCCGAAACGACAAUCCAUCAGAGCGUUUGACCGUUACUUCAUCAGCCGGACCCUGGAGAACAACAGGCGAAACAUUUGGUUUGCAGAGUUCUGGGAGAAUAACUUCCAGUGCAAACUCAGUCGGCAUGCUGUGAGGAGAGGCUCCGGCGUCAAAAAGUGCACGAAUCACGAGAGGAUUGGUAAAGAUUCUUCCUAUGAACAGGAGGGGAAGGUCCAGUUCGUGAUUGAUGCCGUGUACGCCAUGGCUCACGCACUGCACGACAUGCACAAAGAUCUCUGCCCGGGGAAAGUUGGCCUCUGCUCCAAGAUGGAUACCAUCAAUGGCACCUUGCUGCUCAAAUACAUUCGAAAUGUCAAUUUCUCAGGAAUUGCUGGCACGCCUGUGGUCUUCAACAUAAACGGAGACGCUCCCGGUCGCUAUGAAAUCUACCAAUACCAGAUCAAAAAUAACAACACAGAGUACAAAAUCAUUGGCCGCUGGACUGACCGCUUGCACUUAGAUACAGACGAGAUGCAGUGGCCAGGUGAAACACAAGAAGUGCCCUCUUCCAUUUGCAGCCAACCAUGCCGAGCUGGCCAGCGUAAGAAAACCGUGAAAGGAAUUCCCUGUUGUUGGCACUGCGAGAAUUGUGACGGCUACCAGUAUCAAGCAGACACUUACACGUGCAAGAUGUGUCGCUUCGACUUGCGGCCCAAUGACAACCACACCGGCUGCGUUCCCAUUCCCAUUGUCAAACUGGAGUGGAGCUCCCCGUGGGCUGUCAUCCCCGUGCUCAUCGCAGUCCUGGGCAUCGUGGCGACGGUGUUUGUGGUGGUCACCUUUGUGCGCUACAAUGACACGCCCAUUGUUAAGGCCUUGGGUCGAGAAUUGAGCUACGUGCUGCUGACUGGAAUCUUCUUGUGCUACGUCACAACUUUCCUCAUGAUCUCCACCCCUGAUGUUUUUAUAUGUUCACUGCGCCGGAUCUUUCUUGGCCUGGGUAUGAGCAUCAGCUACGCAGCCCUGCUCACCAAGACUAAUCGUAUAUACAGGAUUUUUGAGCAAGGCAAAAUGUCAGUCAGCGCCCCUCGCUUCAUCUCCCCGGCCUCACAGUUAGUCAUCACAUUCAGCCUGAUUUCAGUGCAACUCCUCGGGGUUUGCAUCUGGUUUGGUGUUGAUCCGUCGCAAGCCAUCAUUGACUACGAAGACCAGCGUACAGCCAAUCCUGAUCUGGCCCGCGGAGUUUUGAAGUGCGACAUAUCGGAUCUCUCCCUCAUCUGCCUUUUGGGAUACAGCAUGCUCCUGAUGGUCACCUGCACAGUUUACGCCAUCAAGACCAGAGGGGUACCGGAGACGUUUAACGAGGCCAAACCGAUUGGCUUUACCAUGUACACCACUUGCAUCGUAUGGCUUGCCUUCAUCCCCAUCUUCUUUGGGACUUCACAAUCAGCAGAAAAGAUGUACAUCCAGACCACAACUUUGACCAUCUCUGUCAGCCUCAGUGCAUCAGUCUCUCUGGGAAUGCUCUAUAUGCCCAAGGUCUACGUGGUUCUCUUUCAUCCAGAGCAGAACAUUCCGAAGCGCAAGCGCAGCCUGAAGGCUGUGGUCACUGCGGCCACCAUGUCGAACAAGUUCAACCCGAAAGGCGGUCUGAGGCCCAAUGGCGAGGCCAAGUCAGAACUCUGUGAAAGUCUGGAAACACAAGCGUUGGCCUCCAAACAGACGUAUAUAAGCUACAGCAACCACGCCAUCUAAGAAGGAGCCGUGUGUGGGCCUUCGGAGAGCUGCUGCAGCAGAGAGGAUAAAUGGCUUGAACGAUGUCAUACCUUUUUUUUUUUUUUUUUUUUAAAUAAAUGCCACUUUUAUCCGCAAUGAGUCAAAUGCAAGUAAGAGAUGAUGAAAAGACUGGACCCUUCAUGAAAAUGUUAGGUUGCGAUGUUUCCAGGUGCGGGAUGAAUGAACCACCUGCAACCAACAAUACGUUUUCCUUCGGAAGUUGAUAGCACACAUUUCAGGCAUCUCCCGAGCGGAGUAAUUUGACUCAUUCAAAGAAAGAAAGCGAAGAGGCGGGAGACUGGAGUUUGUUUCUGCAGGUGAACUGUUUGGAAAUGGUUCUGGAGUUGCUACUCAUCAAACUGUACAUGCCUUACAAGAGUUCAUCGAGUACUGCAACAUGAACGAACCAUAUCUGGCAACAGUCUGAUUCAUUUUUAUUUUUAGUGUUUCAUACGACGUCAACAUCGCCACCGUUUUUGGCAAACCUACUGUACAGUCCCAGCGCAUGCUUGUGGGAGCAUCACGUGUUCCGUGCUGUGUUGUCAGUGGAAUGCGACGUGUCAUGAUUGUCAUUAACAGUGGAGAGAAUUAGCCACCCUUCCUUCUGGUACGCAAACAGAAAAAGAAGCCCAACAAAAUACUAAUGGACCUUUCCGACUGGCGAUCUUCAGUGCCGCCCCCCUUAGCAACAGUUGCCAUGCCCCACAAUCUUCCAAAAUGGGGACUGAACAUAACAGGUUUGAACUGGAUUCUCUAUCGCGUAUUCCAGAUAAUAUUGGGGUAUGUUUUUUGCCAAAUGCGUCAGGCCUGUCCAAGAGAGUUCUACAGAGAGGUCUCAACAAUUUCACACAAGGAUAUGUACCCGGAAUUAAGAUUUUGGACGGAGCAGCAUGCAAUGUCAGAGUUACAGCGAAACGUUGGCGUUUGAUGCAAAAAAUGUUGACGCCUCACAAACUCCGUAUUGAAAUCCAACAGGAUAAAAUAGUGGAAUCGUACUGUGCAUGUAGAGCAGGGUGAGUACUUUUUACUUGGAAAGAUCAUGAGUAAUAUCAUUGGAGUCUCUAUAAGUGAGCGGGUGUAUUCAUUUGACUUUUGCUCGUAAUGGAAAUUCUUAAAAGUCUGAUGCGAUACUGCUGGGCAAAUGGACAUUUCUCUUGCGUGACAUCGCGCAUUUACGUAUCACUAACCCGACUCUUCGGCAUAAAACAUGACACACUUCAUUCAGCAGGUAUGUGAUACACGAACAAAGUGAAAGUUGUUCUCCUGCACUGUAGAAAGCACUGAUAAUAAUUCAAUCAAGCUCAGAGAAGAUACUUCUCCCCUCCCUUACCUUCGAACAUACAGCCUUGUUUUUGUCGAUAUUGUUCACAUUCAAUUGUUCGUGCGGUCGUCCGCAAGCCUCAAUCCCUCGUAGAGACUUCGUCAACUGUGUUUUAGCCUUUGGAAAGUGAAUCAACCGGGCCCCUUGUAACCUAGCAGGACGUCUUUCAUCAAAAUAGCAAGUUCCCCAAGCGCAUCUGAAGACCAUUUUGUUCGUAACAUUAACUUUUCCAAGCCCACGCUACUGACAAGCAGCAUUGCUUGUGGGACAACAUGGCGGCAGGAGGGGCGGGUCAAACUAGGGAUUAAGACAAUGCGGCAAUUUGAUUGGCUAUUAUUGUACGAGUGAUUGACAGGUCGGAAAGGUCCACUGCUCGUUUGUUUUUUAAGAGCGGGCUUCAUAUUUGGUAUCCCAAACAAGAUGUUGGAAACUUACUGAUAUCAAAGUGAUAUUUAGGCUAUUCGUGUCCUUUAGUAGCAUCUGGAUGAAAACAUACAUUGAAAGUUUGCCACCGUGCAGCUUGAGAAGUAAGAGCCACUGUCUCCAUUUUACGCUCUGGCCAUUUAUCCUCCGUGGACCAUUCAUGGUGUAGACUCUUUGUAUAAUGUCUGAGUCCAUCCUCUUCAAACACGAGGAAGAGCUCAGUGUACAAAAUCCAAGUGUGUAAACUCCAUUUCUAUCGUCAGUCCCCCGUUCUCCUUCUGUAUUCCAUGUAAAAAAAAAAAAAAAAAGCCACACAAAAAAAAAAACCAAGCAACUCUGGAAUUCGUCACCGUAACUCUUAUCCUCAGCGAUGCAGAAUAUGUAUGUUGCAUGUCAAAAAUUGUACGUCACGUGAACAAUUUGAUAUUUGGGUCGGAUGUCCAGCAGAAAAAACACUGCAAAGAAUUACAAAUCACAAAUAGAUUUGGUUGAAUUGAAAGCUCUUGCAGCUUUCAACUUGAACAAAGAGUUCUUAGAUAUUGCUGCAAAUGUUUUUUUUUUUUUUUUUUUUCCCAAGCAUUGGGAUAAAGUAUUGUUUGUGGAAAAUGUGUUUGUGUAUAUGAAUACAAUUAACUGCUUUUUUUUUUUUGUCCAAUAUCACUUUUAUUUUUCUAAAACACUAUACGUGUUAAAAAAUAGAAUUUGUUCAUAAGUACUGAGUGAACCUGGUCAAGUUGCAAGUAAAUGUACGUUUACAAAUGUUUGCUUUAUGUACUGGAGUUAUUUUUUACAAAAAAGAAAUACAAAUAAAUACA
Messenger RNA from Syngnathoides biaculeatus (alligator pipefish), 6290 nucleotides. RefSeq names its product glutamate receptor, metabotropic 4 (gene grm4). Bases 984 to 3710 code for a protein of 908 amino acids. Gene Ontology annotation, biological process: regulation of synaptic transmission, glutamatergic; G protein-coupled glutamate receptor signaling pathway. NCBI's taxonomy places the organism in Eukaryota, Metazoa, Chordata, Actinopteri, Syngnathiformes, Syngnathidae. Gene Ontology annotation, cellular component: membrane. The transcript is spliced from 11 exons. The record is from RefSeq and is a predicted model, not a curated record. Gene Ontology annotation, molecular function: adenylate cyclase inhibiting G protein-coupled glutamate receptor activity.